CCUCUAAUGCCUCACCCCGCCUCAAGGCGGUCUUAAUUAAACAAGUGCCAAAGGUAGCGGUUUCUUGUUUUUUCAAUAAUCUGUUAGGCUUUACCUCUAGAUUACAUAUUGUUUUGUGCAUUGCUUUUUAUUGCAAGUUCUUUGCGCUUGUUGUUCGCGAUUUACAUUCAAUUGAAAUUAAAAAAGUGGUAUUUUUUGUAAAAUAAAUAUUUUUUUAAAAACCUCGUUUUUCAAAUUAAAAAAAAAAAUCUAAUAUUGGUAAAUUUCUAUUGGAAAAAUUACGAAUAUGUCGAGAAAAUCUUUGAGGAAUCUUUUUAAGACGAAGGAUGAUAAAGCUGACCUUGUUGAAUAUUUUUCGAGUAGUGAAGAUACGGAUGGUGAAGAUUUUGAUGAAGAUGAUAAUUUUGAUGAUCCAGAUUUUAUGUGUUCGGAAGACGAGUUUUUGAUUGACGAUUGCUUACAAAACAAUCUAAAUUCAACUGAAUUAUUGAUGGAUCCUGAAGUUGCAAGUCUGAAUUUUAGCUCUUUUGCAUCGUUGCCUUCCACGUCUGCUGCUGCACUUGCUACAUUGCAAUCAAAUUCCAGUAGUGUUGUAUCUGAUGGUGUUACUCCACGUUCCAGGAAACGAAAACGCAAUUCAAAUUGCUUCGAAUUGGAACAGGAAGAAGAUGGUCCAGAUCCAGAUAUUUCUACAACUGGUCAAUUUAUUGGGCCCUUUAAUUGCAUGCGAAAUGAUGCUCAGGAGUUCCGGUCUAUUAUGUGGAAGAAGAAAAACUUGCAAGUGCAUGUAAAUGAAAUCAUUUUUCGGGGUGAAAAAGAGUUGCCAAAUGACGUCAAAGCUCUGAAAACACCAUUUGAUUUUUUUCAAUACUUCUUGACUGAUGAUUUCUAUCAACACCUCGUUGACCAAAUGAAUUUAUAUGCUUGUCAACAGAAAAUCGAAGCUCGGUUUGUUACUAACAAACAAGAGAUUCGUCAGUUCAUCGGCAUCAUGAUGUUUAUGUCUGUGUACCGAUAUCCAAAUGUUCGUUCUUAUUGGGGAAGACAUUCAUUCGAACCAAUCCGAAAUGCAAUGACUCGAAUGAGGUUCGAACAAAUACGUCAGUUUCUCCAUUUCAACGACAAUUCUACCAUGGUGCAUAAGGGCCAGCCUGGAUACGACAAAUUACACCGAAUAAGACCAUUGAUAAAUCAUUUCAAUGAACGUUUUGGGUCUAUUCCUAUGUUACAUCGGCUUUGUGUUGAUGAACAAAUGUGUGCAACAAAAAUGGGAGGUAACCCUACACGUCAAUAUAUGCCAGCCAAACCACAUAAAUGGGGAACUAAGCUGUUCGUUUUAUGUGAUAGUAUGGGAUUUUCGUAUGCUUGCGAGAUUUACUCAGGUGCAGGAGAUAAUGUGGUGCCUGUAAAUGCACCAGAUCUUGGAGCAUCUUCAAAUGUCGUCGUGCGCUUGUCAAAACAUAUUCCAGAUGACGUAAAUCAUAUUGUAUAUUUUGACAAUUUUUACACGUCAAUAGGGCUUCUUACAUACCUAAGAAGUCGAGGAAUUUAUAGUUUGGGAACAGUUCGAUCAAAUCGAGUUCCAAAUAUAAAAUUAUCCACCGAAGCGGACCUGGCGAAGCGCAAAGUUGAGCGAGGUUACUCGGAAGAAUACGUUGCUAAUGUAAACGGCAUUGAUAUUAGCAGCGUUUUGUGGAUGGACAAUAAGAGCGUUCGACUUUUAUCUACUUAUUGCGGUGUUAAACCUUUUUUAUCAAACAUGUCAAACCCAGGACCUUCCACAUCUUCACGAUGGGAUAGAAAAACGAAGCAGAAGAUCGAAAUUGACUGUCCAUUUAUUAUAAAAGAGUAUAAUCGACAUAUGGGAGGUGUCGAUCUAAUGGAUGGUCUUCUAGGUCGAUAUCACAUUCGUAUGAAAACAAGGAAAUGGACAAAUCGAAUUUUUUUUCAUCUAUUGGAUGUGGCGAUGGUAAAUGCUUAUAUCCUUUAUCAUAGGUCAAACAAGGAAGUCACCAUUGAACUUCCAAAUUUUCGAUCAGAAGUAGCUGAGACUUUGUGCAUAAUUUCAACCGAUUCCAAGAAACCUAGAGGCCGGCCAGUGUCAUCACCAAUACCACCACCUUCGAAAUCAAAAAAGUCUUACUUUCCGACUUCAGAAGUUCGAUAUGAUAAUGUUGGCCACUGGUGCAUAUUUCAGGACCGCAAUGGUAAGAAAACUUGCAAGCAACCGGGAUGUAAAUCGGAGACGCAAGCAUAUUGCACAAAAUGUAAAAUAAACCUCUGUAAUUCUACCUCAAAGUCUUGCUUUAUGACUUUUCAUCAACGUUAGGUUUAUUCUUGAUUUUCUUUAUUUUUCAGCAUUUAAAUAAAAUAUUUUGAAUAACCCAUUAUGUUACACCUGUGUUAUUUUUUUUUCAUGAUAAGACCUGAGCCCGCCUACAGGCGGUCUCCUUAUUUUUACCUGUAAAAGGUGAAUACUUUUAUGUAAUGAAAAACUGAUUUCAGAUUCGUGUUUAUCACAUGCAUUUUAGUAUAUGCUGAAUUUUUGAAUCAAAUACAAAAAUAAGGCAUU
This is a messenger RNA of Episyrphus balteatus (marmalade hoverfly), 2572 nucleotides long. RefSeq names its product piggyBac transposable element-derived protein 3-like. The transcript has 2 exons. The coding region runs from base 287 to 2329 and encodes 680 amino acids. Lineage: Eukaryota; Metazoa; Arthropoda; Insecta; Diptera; Syrphidae. The record is from RefSeq and is a predicted model, not a curated record.